Biomphalaria glabrata is the source of this 6140-nucleotide messenger RNA. Its product is annotated as vacuolar protein sorting-associated protein 54-like. Lineage: Eukaryota; Metazoa; Mollusca; Gastropoda; Planorbidae. Bases 201 to 3119 code for a protein of 972 amino acids. Gene Ontology annotation, biological process: Golgi to vacuole transport; retrograde transport, endosome to Golgi. The transcript is spliced from 25 exons. Gene Ontology annotation, molecular function: syntaxin binding. Gene Ontology annotation, cellular component: GARP complex. The record is from RefSeq and is a predicted model, not a curated record.
GGUCAAAUUUCAUUAGCAACACCGAGCGCCUAGCCACGUUCGACCGGAAAUGUAAUCACGAGAGUCAAAAUGGAGUAAAAGUCUCUAAUAUAAAUAAAGUACAAACUAGUCUAGUUCUGGCAAUCUGACAUCUGAUUCCUAAUUUUGGAAGUCAAAUUCAUAAGAGUAAAAACAUUGAUGGAAGGAGAAAUCAGUUUGCGAUGUCUUUAACUGCACUACAAAGUCAGGUGACACACCAAUACAUUCCUUGGAAAAAAUGUAGCCUAUGUCGGGAUGCCAAUGUGUUUAAGUCUCCCAGAGAUUUCAGCCAACACUUACGUGAUUUUCACUGUUCCAAAGAAGGUGGUUCCUAUGUUUGUCGUUACGGCAUGAACGGUGUCUGUCCGUCGCUACCUUUAGAAGGUGUGAGUGAUAGAGAUUAUGAUGACCAUGUCAUCAAGGAUCACAUCCAUACUGAGCAUGGUGGUGCCAGAAGUAAAAUUAGAUCAAUCCGAAGUGAAGAGCGACAGUGUAGUGAAGGGCAAGCCACUACCAAUUCUGAUCCCUGCAUUGUGCAAGAUCAGUUUAAGUGGACAAUACACAAUGCCACUGUUAACCUGCCAGCGCUGCUGAAUGAUCCGAGACUUGUUAAACGAGAAACUGAUUUCUUCACAAAAACUUGGGGCCAGUCUUUUGAGAAGGCAGAGAUACUUCCAUCGCCAUAUGUCCCUGAAAUAGGACUAAAACAUUUUGAGAAAUAUCUCAGGAAAACAUCAGUUAGAUUGAAAAAACAUUCCAAAAAUAGAGACAAGCUGACGGAAGCUCCCACCGGGGGCAAAGAUAUUUUUCCAUCCCUUCAUUUCAAACAAUUAGAGCAAGGUAGAGCAGACUAUGACCAAAUUAAGCUUUUUAUGUCAACCCAAUUUAAUCUAGAGAAUCCAGAAAUAUUUAAUGCAGUUUUCCCUUGGUCCCAAAUAGAAGAAUCAAAAUCUACUCAACAAACAGAUAAACGACAGUCUACAAAGCUUCUUCAGGAAAAGCUGAGUCAUUAUUUGGACAGUGUAGAGGUGCAAAUUGCUCGGCAGAUUUCACAGAAGUCUGAAGCUUUCUUUCAUGCUAUGACAUCACACGAUGAGCUUCAGGAGAACCUUGCCCACACAAUCCAGUGUAUCAAACAACUCAGGGAAUAUAUUAACAUUUUAAAUGAAAAGAUUGCUAAAGAGUCCCUAAAAGUCAUCAAACUGUCUCGUACAAAAGCCAAUUACCAAGCAUUAUACAAUAAGCUCAAAAUCAUGUCCUCCAUUCAUGAGACCCAGCCUACCAUUCAGAGACUGCUUUCCAACAAUGAGUUCAUUGGUUCCCUAGAUCUGAUCUCCACGUCCCAAGAUGUACUCUGUAAGGAUCUGGCUGGAAUACACAGUUUUAGACAUCUUGGUUCACAGUUAGCUGAAAUGGAAAAGUUGAUAGACAAAAUGCUACAGGCAGAUUUCAAUCGCUGUAUUUCAAUGGAACUUAAUCGACCAGUCAAAGAUGCUCUUCUCUUGGCUGAUGAGGAACACUUAGUGUCUGUGCUGUUUGGCAUGCUAAGGCAGCACAAGUUUAACUUCAUUGAUGUCUACAGAGAGGAAGCCUUCACAGCCCUCAAGGCUACAGUCAAACAGACUGUUGUUGAAGCUGUGGCCAUUGCAGAUUGUAAUGAUACAGAGAAUAAUGCCAGCAGUUUGGCUGACCAAAUGAGAUUGUUAAACUACCCUCAGUGGAUGGAGCUACUCAAGCAAGUCUUUGCUAGCGUCAUGGUCUUGUUGGAUAGAACCAAGGCAUUUCAUGGUCUAGUGACAAAUAUUAUGGGUAUGGCUGCAGGCAAGAACAAAGCUUGCUCAGAUGCUGCAAUGGCUGCCUCAGGGGAGGAUGUUGGAGAGACUGAAUAUCUCCAUGUUUCUUUGAGUGAAGAUGUUGAUGUCAUGAUAACCUCAGCAGAAUAUGACAAGGCCCAGGUUUGCCUUAGAGAAAUGUUGUAUGCUGUGAGUGACUACGGCCAUGACAGAUGCGUGAAGGUCAUGAAUGCUAGAGCCAAGGAUGGAUUCUUAGAUCGCCUGUCAUCGUCAGAGUUUGUUAUUCUGUCAAGGUGUAUUGAGGACUUUGUCAGUGACACUGAGCAAGUGUGUGGUAGGAAGAGCAUGUCACUCAGAGGAGUCCUUCAGAACCAGGCCAACAAGUUUGUUGCUCGAUUCCAUGAGGAGAGAAAGAAUAAACUCAGUCUGAUCCUAGACAAUGAGAGGUGGAGACAGGCUGAUGUACCUGCCGAGUUUCAAGACUUAGUCAGUCAUGUCAUCAACACAGGUACUUUAACAUUACCUGAAAAAAAAUCUGGCACAGGCAGCACUCAAAUAACUAAACAAUAUUUAUAUGCAGGGGAGGAAGAGUUUGCAGUUGUUGGCACUGUGUUGAUGUUGGUCAAAAUGAUGGUAGAAUACUGUCAGUGUGUUGUUGACAUCCCUUCUGCUACCCCAGAUCUCCUUACUAGGCUUAUAGAUUUAUUGAAGAUGUUCAAUUCCCGCACUUGUCAGCUACUGAUAGGAGCAGGAGCCAGACAACUGGUGGGGCUUAAAACUAUUUCCACUAAGAACCUAGCGUUGGCUUCAAGAUGUCUGCAGCUUGUUGUCUUUUUUAUACCACAAGUUAAGGAACACUUUGAACAAACUCUACCUGCUAAAAAUAGCAACAUGCUCAAAAAUUUCAAGAAAAUCACCAAGGAUUAUGAUGACCACAUUGAAGAAAUCAACCUGAAGUUAAUCAGCAUCUCUGAGAAUAUGACUGAAUCACAGCUAACUAAGUAUGAAGUGAAAGCCCCAAUGCCUUCCCAAUGUUUUAGAACUAUAUGUAAACAACUGGCCAAGCUUCAUGAAGCUUUAGUCGGGACAUUGCCUUUAUCUCAGAUUAGAGAAUUAUUUCAAAGGAUCAACCAGUCUUUCAUGCACCUUCUUGGCAAGCGGCUAGCUGCAUUAAAAGUGACCAAUGAUGGUGGACCACAAUGUGGGCUUGUGAUAUCUGACUUGACCUUCUACUCUGGAAGUUUCAACACGCUCAAAGGACUGGAGAACCUUGUGACCAGCACGAAUGCAGUCUGGGAUGUCAGGUGACAUCUUUCAUUAGCAGCCUCAUACAUGACAGGAAGAAAGGAUUAGGCAGCAAGAAGAGUUUGACUGAGCAACUGCUGGAUUGAGUGACAGCAUCUUCACAUCACAGUCACACCGCCAUCACAUAACAUAAUGCUGUGAUGUUCAUAUUAAAACUACUCAUUACAUGUUGGAUACUAGCAUGCAGAAUCAUGUUCAUAUGUGCUUCUUUGUCUUCAUGGUCAGUAGUUUUAUGGCAUACACAGCCAGACCUCAAUUAAAUCAAACCUAAUUAUGCUUCCUAGGAGUGGACAAUUUUCUGUCAACCCAUUUAGGUCACUAUACAAUUGUUUGGACAGGAGGCUAGUCCACUUAUUUCUGUGACUUUCACUAGAUUUGACUAUUAUAAUGGCCAGUAUGGACUUUAUAUAUCAACUAUCAUUUUCCUCUAAGGGUUUCAGGUUAUUCAGUUAGCUUGACCCUUAGAGGUCAAUGCUGAAGUAAAAAUCCUAGACUCAAACCCAGAACCUAACAGUUAAGCAUGAUCUUGUUAGGCUACCAUGUCCCUUAAAAUCCUGAGCUAAUUGUAAAGCUUUGUUGCACCCACACUCCCAGUAGGCAACUUGUACUGAUGGAUGUAUUUUGCAAUAAUUGGAUCUAACGCAGUUCAACACUUCAUCUCUGGCAUGGCAUAAUUUGAUCUACAAAACAAGCUGUCAAGCAAAACAAAAAAAGUACUACUAAGUACCAAAAGUGCUUUGACUCAAAGAUGCUUGCUGUUCCAAUAGGUUUCUACUUAUGGCAAUUGUUGUAUAUUUUCUUCUUUCAAGUGCAAUAUGUGAACUUAGUUUGUUUAUAACCGACUGACCAAUGUUGUGGAAACUACCAUUGUAGGUAGAAUCUAUAUAAGGGGACUUGACCAAUAAUUCACACAGAUUUUUGUUUUUCUCAACGUAGCUUAUUCCUUAUUGUAUACAGUUUUAAUUUAUUGAGGUUAUUUGUGCCUAUGUGCAGAAAGUUUGGUCGUUUUAUUUUUAUCUAAUAAUAGAAAGCAUUUUUUUGUUGCCCAUUAGAAAUUUCCUUCAAAAUCUUGCUGAAGAUGUCAAAAUUUGAGUUUUAAAAGGUUUCCGUGAGUGAAAGACAAAAUUGAUUUGGCUCAUCAAGUGCAAGGAAUCAAACAAGUCCUAUUUAUGGUUCACAAUAUUUUGACAUUUAAACAUGAUUUCAAAGAAACAUAUAAGUUGAUUAGCCAUGGCAGAAGUAUCAUUGGAAGUGGGAUGUCCUUCAGUUCUCUGAACAUUUUGAUAGCCAUUAAGUAUUUCUUGAGGGAUUCUUUUAGAGUUUAAUUUGAUUGGCUAGGGGCGUUUAAUAAGUGUGAAUGCUCAUUGGAUGUCAGUAUUUAUUUCAAAUGUUUCUGUCCAAUUGAAUUGUAAAUAUGAAAUGGUAUUUUUCCCCUCCAAUGUCUUGCUGUUUUUUCAAUUCAAAGAUUGUCUUGUUAUUAUAAUGUAUUAUGUCUAUCAUGGCACAAAUUCUUGAAACAAAGAUACUGUAUUCAGUUUAAUGGUAUCUCUCUCAAGUAGGACAAAUGAAACAGAAUCUAUUGGCUACUACUAAUAUGAUGUAUGCCAACCUUGGAAACUUCUUGUUUCUGCUCCAGAUUGAAUCAUUCACCUGAUCCAAUCAUACGAUUCAGUAUUUCAGAAAAGAAAAAUAUUUAAAGCUAGAAUGCUAGUUCAGUGCCAUUCGCUAGAGUGUUGAGUUUUGUAUCUGCACAGUAUUGAUGUGAGGGCUUGAAUUUUAAAUUACACUUAAGUUUUACAUAUAUGCCUUAUUUCUUAGUUUGUUAACAAAUUCUACAGUUCAGAAUGUUCUCCAAUGUGAGGGUUACAAAAAUGUCAAGCAUUCCUAGACGUGUUUUGUUUAUAAAAUAAUGUAAUAUGCAGAACUGGUGGUUGUAUUUUAUUCCACUGACAUUGUAAUACCAUCACUAAAAUGACUCCAUUCCUAGAUUAAAAAAAUUGUCUUCGCCUAUUUAUUUGGUUAGAAAAUCAAAUAAACUAAAUUUGAACUUGUGUGUCUACUUUACAACAUAAUACAAAUAUUUUCGUACAGUUUUUACAUAAAAUAAAAAUGUCCGUCUCCAUUCAGUCUAGUUCCAUUGCAUUAAAAUCAGAAACUGCUAUAAUAAAGACUAGGAAGAAAUGAAUUGGCGACUUCAUUGGGAAAAAAAAACCGGUAGACCCAAUAGUUCUUCUAUAAACACAGUGGAUGAACAUGUGGACAGUACAUUUUGAAAUAAAACCAUGAAACUGCUACUCAGUAGAAUGUCAUGUUACAACAGCGAGUGUGACUCAUUCUUCAUGUUUCAGUGAUUCUUGCUUCAUGUGAUAUUUACAUUAAAAUUUUUACACUGGAUUCUUUGGUGCUUUGCUUGUGUAUUAUUGGUGAAUGCAGUUAUAAACCACAAAAAACUAGAAGUCUUUUUUUUUUUCUUGUUAAAAUAUGCUUUAUUAUAUGAAAUGAUUAAUGAUGAUAGACCUGGGAAGCCACUUGUCCAGUGAAUGGGGUGGGGUACAAUACAAGAAAUAUACAAGUAAAUCAUUGUUAUUACACCCUCUAAGUAAUCCGUUUAUGAAAGAACAUGCAUUUAUUUCUUGAAAGCAAUCAACAAAUAGGAUGUACAAACUCAUUUCUAUAUAAAUAAAAAAACAACCCAAGAGUAGACAAGUAUAUUAAUUUAUCAUAAAUCACAAGACAAUAACUUCCCAUGGUUAAUAAAACGUAUCACAAUUAUUAUAUUGCCAUUAAGAAAUAAAAGAAAAAAGUCUGUAAAAACAUGAUAUAAAUGUUGUUUUUUUUAAAACCUGUAAAGCUGAGAAAAACAGAAGUAUAUAAAAAAAAAAACAACAGGGGUAAAUAACUAGAGUUCAAUCCAGACAGCUAAGGAUGUGUCAAUUAGAACAAUAUUUCUAGAGAAGUCAUAGAAAUAAUUCUUGUAACUGUUUGAACAAAGAUUUCAAUAGGAUCCAAAUAGUUUUGAGGGGG